This is a messenger RNA of Hemicordylus capensis (graceful crag lizard), 8039 nucleotides long. It is a transcript of the gene PANK3, whose product is annotated as pantothenate kinase 3. Gene Ontology annotation, biological process: coenzyme A biosynthetic process. The coding region runs from base 905 to 1972 and encodes 355 amino acids. Gene Ontology annotation, molecular function: pantothenate kinase activity; ATP binding. The record is from RefSeq and is a predicted model, not a curated record. The transcript is spliced from 8 exons. Gene Ontology annotation, cellular component: nucleus; cytosol. Lineage: Eukaryota; Metazoa; Chordata; Lepidosauria; Squamata; Cordylidae.
GUUCCGCAGCUGCUCGGCACUCUGGGAAGCCGCUGCAAAGAUGGUUUCUUUUUGAGAAACUCUGAUCCCCGGCAUGCUUCGCGAGCACAGAAUGGCCGGGAAGCGGGUGGAACUUCGCGGUGCGCUCUGGGUGGUGUAGGAAGACGAGACAUUCAGCUUCUUUUUUUCCCAUCUGCCCCUGCGCGGGUCCCGUGCCUUAUGCCCGGGGUGAAGACGGGUGGUGUACGUCCGUCGAGCGAGGGGGAGAGAGAGGGGUGGGUGGGCGGAAGAAGGAAAGAACACCGGCGUUGGCCUCGGCUCGGAUGGACUCGGCGCGGUGGAGCUGCUGAGUCCCAGACCCACCCUCACACGGUGCCGGCCGCCAUCUUGUGUUGGCAAGCGCCCAGCGAUCAAGGAGGCGGAGGAGGGCCGGUGGACGGGCGGUGCCGUAGGUGUGGGUGGGGCCCGGCGGCGGGCAAGUUCACCCUCCUUCAGUCUCUCCCCCUGGCUUGUCCGGCUGUCCAGCCGAUAAGAGGCCCACGGGCUGGUGUCCGUGUGAACAACCCUCUCUCAAGGCCCUUCCCUUCCCCUCUCUCGGCCCAUUCCUUCAGCACCUGCUGUCAGAGAGGCGUGCGCGGGCCCCGCCAGUGAGCGCGAGAGCGACUCACGCGCCGCCGCCCGGCCUCUGAGCGAGCGCCGCUUCCUUCCUCCGCCUGCCUCAAGAGAGACCCCGCAGCUCGAGCCAAAGGAACUGACGAGAGGGCAGCUGCGGCGACAUGAAGAUCAAAGAUGCCAAGAAACCAUUGGUUUCAUGUAGAUAGUAUGGAGUUCUGAGGUGCGCCAUAUAAAAGUCCACAUUUUGAAGAGCAACAGUCUUCAAGCAACACCAUCAGGAAUCUGCCUGAAAGCUUUUCCAUGGUUUGGUAUGGACAUUGGAGGAACUCUGGUGAAACUAGCAUAUUUUGAACCUAUUGAUAUUACUGCAGAAGAAGAGCAGGAAGAAGUUGAAAGCUUGAAGAGUAUCCGCAAAUAUUUGACAUCAAAUGUAGCCUAUGGAUCCACUGGUAUUCGGGACGUCCACCUUGAACUAAAAGACUUGAUACUUUUUGGGCGAACGGGAAACUUGCACUUUAUCAGAUUCCCAACCCAAGACUUACCUACUUUUAUUCAAAUGGGAAGAAACAAAAACUUCUCAACGCUGCAUACAGUGCUCUGUGCCACUGGUGGUGGUGCCUAUAAGUUUGAAGAAGAUUUUCGCACAAUUGGAAACCUCCAGCUGCACAAACUGGAUGAACUUGACUGCCUUGUCAAGGGCUUGUUGUAUAUAGAUUCUGUCAGUUUUAAUGGCCAGGCAGAGUGCUACUAUUUUGAAAAUGCAUCAGAACCUGAAAGAUGCCAAAAGAUGCCUUUUAACUUGGAUGAUCCAUACCCAUUGCUGGUUGUAAACAUUGGUUCGGGAGUCAGUAUUUUAGCUGUGCAUUCCAAAGACAACUAUAAGAGAGUAACUGGAACAAGUCUAGGUGGUGGAACCUUUCUUGGUUUAUGCAGCUUACUAACUGGAUGUGAAAGUUUUGAAGAAGCUUUAGAAAUGGCAUCUAAAGGGGACAGCACACAUGCUGACAAACUAGUCCGUGAUAUUUAUGGGGGAGACUAUGAACGGUUUGGCUUGCCAGGAUGGGCAGUGGCAUCUAGCUUUGGGAAUAUGAUCUACAAGGAAAAAAGGGAGUCUGUUAGUAAAGAAGACCUGGCUAGAGCUACACUAGUUACUAUCACCAAUAACAUCGGAUCUAUAGCACGAAUGUGUGCUGUGAAUGAGAAAAUAAACCGUGUUGUCUUUGUUGGUAACUUUUUGCGUGUGAAUACAUUGUCGAUGAAGCUUUUGGCAUAUGCACUGGAUUACUGGUCCAAAGGCCAAUUGAAGGCUUUGUUUCUAGAACAUGAGGGGUACUUUGGAGCAGUUGGUGCUCUCCUUGGAUUGCCAAACUUCAGCUGAAGCUUAAAGCAUCACAAGUACUGAAUUAUUUCGUACCUUUCUGGCAUUAUUACAACAUUGUUUUUAUAUCAACUGGAACCAAAGGGGGAAAGGGCCACAGUUCUGCAAUAGAUGUCUUUAAUGGUAAGAGUUAUUAGCUGUCAUACUGAGACAAAACUUGAAAUCUAGUUGUUUCUGUAAGAAACAUAUGAAAGUUUUUUCUUGUAUGGCAUCUUCUAACAGAUAUUAAACUAUAAGUAUGCAGUACAGUCUUUGCAAAAAUGAGCCUCAAAUCCAGAAUUGGAAUUGUUCUAACUGUCCAAACCUUGCCACGCUAAUCAAAUUUCUCUUCAAAAGUGCCCCUUAAGGUUAUUUGAUUUUCUUCUUGUGUGAAUUUCAUUAUAGCAUUGUUCAUUUGAGUGUGUUCCAUCAACUCCAAAAAUUGACCAUAGCCACAUCCAAGUGCCAUCUACUGCAAGUAUAGCUCCUUGAUGCAGAAGAUUUUCUUUUAGUGCAAGGAAAUUAAAAUGUAUUGAACUACUUAAUUCAGACUUCCAGUAUUAAAACUUCUGGAGAAUAAAAAUACAAACAUCAGCAAAGGCUUUGUACAACUGACUUAGUGUUAAGCAACCAAACACAUCUGUUAAAAUUAUACUGCGUAGUCCCGCUUUGUAAAGAUCUGCAGUAUCCCAGUUCAUGAGGUGGUUAAAUUUAUAUUGCUUAUUUGGAAGGUUUGCGUAGGGUUUUAAAGAGUUAACGGAAAUAUAUUGAACACCCAAAAUAAUCUACACAGAAAUGUGCCAGUAGAAGUAACUUGUAUUGUAACAAUAGUGUUAUAGUUUAUGGAUCAGCAGACUUUAUGGAAUAUAAUACUGUCUCAAAACCAAUUGAAUGUCUCAAAUGUACUUGAACUCACUUUGAAUUGAUCAAAUAGAACCUGUGUUUAUCCAAAAUGUGAAUUUUGGGAAAGUUUGUGGUUUAAUGCAUUAUGGCAGCUCUGAAGUUGUACUGCAGAUUCAAAAGGUCCAUUGUUCAUUGUAGUUUGAUAAACUGUUCCAGAGACUACAACAGUGUGGCCUUAGAAUAAACUCCAUCUAUUGGGACUACUCCUAUAUUUUGACUGUCUGCUGUUUCAGACUUGAUUGUAAAAGUUUACAAUAGUGGCAUGUUAAUAGACUGCUGCAGCAAAGCUUACCAUAAGAUCUCAAAAACGUAUCAUCUCAAAAAAUAAACUUUCUAUGCACAAGGAUGUGUUGCUGUAUCCUGAAAGAAUAUGCAGUUAUCUAAUCCAUGAAUUGAGUUUUAUAUAGGGAAUCUACCACUCAAGACUAGAAUAAAAGCUAGUUCUUAAUUUACUUGAUCAAAUUGAUAAUAUUCUGGCACACUGAUAUUUUAUACAUCGGUGUAUAUAUAUGAACAUUGAAUCUCCAGAUAUUCAGCAUGUAUAGCUUUUCUGUUUUUUAAUUCCUUAAAACCACAUUUCAGUGCUUAUUAGAAGUAACAAAUAUUUAGUACAGAUUAGUAUUGAUGUUGUGCUGAUUCUAAAAGCUAUUUCUAUUCCUAGGACUUAUAAAUAGUUAUCUUUGUUAGAACAGAGGGCAUCAUCCAAAGGUCUUCAUGUGCUUCAUUGUCUGACACUGAACCUAAGCACACUGUCUUGACUUAAUGAGGCUCAGUACUUGGUUUUGAUCAAUUUGUGGUGUUUAAUUAUGACAACUUACUUCAUAAAGGCUUGAACAUCACAUGGAACCUUGAUUGCAAAUUGCAAACUCCUAAUUAGAACAAGCCAGGGUUUGACAGGUUCAGACAUUGCGGUAAAAUGAUUCUAUAAACUGGGACUGGGACUAUAAAAGUUUCUCCACUUGUACAUGAGGCCAAGGUAUGUUAAUGUCAGGCAUGGAACCAUUAUUAAACUACAGUGCCAUGUAACAACUGAACUUGGCCAAUGUUAUGUGAAAGUGACUUCUUUGCCUUUAAAACAUUUUUUAUCUUGUAAUGUUUAAACAAAAACAAAUCCUUCAAUUUUGAAUAAUACUUAGGUACACAUCCUGGACUGCAAGAAUAUUCUUAAAGUAGUUAUUCUCUGUGUUGUCUGCCAUUAGGAGCUGAAGGUGACUAAAACCACUUAUACAACACCACUCUAGCUGCUAAGCAGACACUUUUUAAAGAAGUCUUUCUCAGUAGAAGCAAAGGAUUAAACAUGUAAUGAAUCCUGCUUGAUAGUGUUAAAUUACAGGUUUGAAAUAGUCCCAUAAAUAAAUGCUUCAGCAGUUCCCGUGCUGCACAGCUCCAUAUUUAUUAUUACAAAGAAAAUUCUUUUCCAACCUCCUUUUGUUUUUGUUUGUAGGCAUAGAACUUCCCAGUAUUUUCCCUCAUGCUGCAGAAAGAUAAAACUGUAUAAUGGUUCACAUAUGGUCAUGUUGCCAGUGGUCUUGUGUUGUACAAAGGGAAAAGGCAAGUUGGAUUUCCUAAUAAUAUUGUCACAGAGCAAUCCUUUUUUCUAGGAACAUAGGAAUAAUUAGGACAUCUUUCAACUUUCUGGGAGCAGGGAGAAAUGGCUGGUUAGGUUGGAAGAGGGAUAUUUCCUUCCUGAAGAAAAGGGGUCCAAAUUCUGAAUUAGGUGGCCCUUAGUCACAUGAGUGUCUGCAAAGUCUUAUUUUUCUGGUGUUCCAAUGACAAUUUGAUCUAAGAGUAUUCCUGUAAUCAGUAAUGGCUUUAGAUCACCCUGUAGCAAUGAAGAGUGGUGAAUCUGUAGAUUAUGUGAAAAGCUGUAGAUUAUGUGAAUAAUGAGCUGGCUUAGCUAUCACACAGGGCUUUUUUGUUGUUGUUGUUCCUUUUCUCUCACUCCCUUGAGGAUUAUACAAUCCGGGUUCAUUUUACUUAGACCAAUAUACAUCCUUAAUAAAACAAAGUUCUUUUUUUAAAAUGUAAUUUCAUCUCCUUAAUAAGCCAGUUUAUUUUCAUUGUACAUUGUCAGGACAUGUACAGGUUUUCAGUAUCCAUUCCAUCAAGAUGGUGUUAGAACCAGGAAAAGACUUUGUUUCUAUAACCUUCUCCUCCCCUACCCAUUAAACUAAGGGAUUAGUGGAUCAUGUGCUACGUAAUGCUUUUCCUGCACACUCUUGUCAGGUGCAUUUUUAAAUUAACAUUCCAUAGACAGACAAGGAUAGUUGAAGAACCAGAUCACUGUUCUCACUGUUUACCGUUUGUGUUACACUUUUAAGUAGCUAAUGUCACAUGACCCUGUUUUGCUACUCUGUCUUUGUGCCAUUGAAGUUAUUCAAUGUGGUUCAAGUUAUUCAAAGCAGAGUUGAAGUAUAAAACUCUGCUGAAUGUCAUUGAUCGUGGAUUAAGACUAAUGUGUAUUGGUCUUUCUAAUUGUUUUGCUGCCUAAGUGUUCACUAGCAAAAGUAAAUCUAUUAAUGUGACUAUUUAUAAGUUUUGUGUAUACUUGCUUUCAUUCAGCAUGUGGGAAAUUUAGGCAGCUUCCAUUAUACCAUCAUCCAAACCUUUACUAAUUUUGACUGCAUACAUAAAGCCCAUCCAUACAUUUGAGCCACUGUUUCUGAAAUUAUUCAGGAUAUUUCUCUGGACUGUCUCACUCACUGAAGCAGAAGACACUUGCUAAAAAUCUUGCAUGUUCUACUCUACAAUGUGUGAGGUGACUGCAUAUAUUCCUGGCACCAUGUGCUGGUGCCAGUCCAUGACUCCCUGCAACAUGUUUCUUUUGUGUUGAGGGGUGGAGAAUGGUGGGAAUAUAGCCACAUUGCUCAUUACAGGGUAGAAGCAGCUAAUGCUAAAUUUGAAUGCAUUGUUGAAAUUAUAUUGUAUUGCUUCUAUUGUAAUGUGUGAAGCAGUCCUGACAGUUAUUCUUCAAAUACUUUUCAAGUGCUUCUACUGAAAGCAAUUUUCUGUCGCUCAAAGAUUAAUAAAUUGGACUUGUUCAGUUUCCUAAAUAUUCAUGCCUUGUUGCUUUGUAAAUAGUGAACUGAUAAACUUUGUGAAUUUAGUAUCUGUUAGGUUAGGUAGAUGACAAUAGAGUUUUUGGUAGUAGAUUAAAAAAUAUGUUUCUAAUUGGUUGCUUGUGCUUUAGGAAGCAGUAUUCUUGCUGUUGAUGUGAAAUGAAAGAAUGUUGUAAGGAUUGUAAUAACCCCUUUUUUAUUAUGAAUCAAAUUGAGUGUGCCAUUUUGGAAUUGAAAGAUUAGCAUCCUUUUUCAUUAUUCUCUUGAACUACAAUAGAUCUGCAAUCUGAAUUUAACAAUAGAACUGGGAUAUUUUUAAAAAUGUGAAUCAGAUUGCUGUUCAGAACACCUGUGCUGAUAGAAAGGUUGAAGUGCAAAGCUUAAACAUUAAAUUUAUGUGUGCCUUAGUAGAGCUAAUAGGUUAAAUGUCAAAACUUGCAGAAGGAAGCACACACAUAACAAGAUUUUUGUGUUUGGGGAACAAACAAGAUGCUUUAAUUCAGGAUGCUUCUCAGAUGAUGAUAUGUUCCAAAACAUAUUGUAGUAGGGUUGAAGUUCCUUGAUUCCAAAGAAUGGAUCAUAUUCUAAACUUUUCCCAUAAAAAUAGAAACAGAAGUCUGCAAGCAAAUCCUUGGGUCCAACUGUUGAUAUUUUUCCUUAAGCAUGUUCAUAAGGUGUGUGUGGGCAAGUGGUCAAAGUAUGCAUCUUGGUAAUUUGUGAACAGUCACGCAUCCAACAUUCAUGCCACUAAUCUGCAUUCAAAAGAUUUGCUAAAUGUCUGACACAAGUCAAAGGGUACAUGUCUUUCAGAAGCAGAACUACAUGCCUUGUAAGUAGAACAGUCUCUUGAAAAUAAGCUAGAAAUUGUGUGCCUCCAUUGCUUUGUUACACAUAGAAGAAAAUACAAAGAAACAUGGAACGGAGAAAAAUAGCUCUGUAGACUUGUGCCAUAGGAAGGUUAUGUCAGCAGUUAAAUAUUUUUUACUACUUAUCUUUCUCGCUGUGAUGAAUAAAAGAAAUUGUUCUAGUGUAGGACUGUUUGCCCUUUGUACUAUGGCUGCUUUUCAUUGCAUCAAUAUGCUGAGUAGACAUGUUGUCUUCCAGUUCAGUAAAACUUAGCUCAAGCUGUUAUACUUUGUGAACAAACACUUCAUUAAAGCCAAGAGGUUGUCAUUAAAAUAUUAACUUUGUAUAAAACAGGCUGCUGCUAAUACUUAUGUUGUAUGAAAUGGAUUGCUUUGUUAACAAUUUCAGAAAUUUCUCAAGUUUGUGUGCUAGUUUAAAUAGCAUAAGUUGAUCUACAUCAUCCUGUGUUCAUUUGUAUUUCUAUUGGGAAUACCAGUUUCUACAUUUCUAAGGUAUUUUAGACAAACCUUUCCAUGAGACUGAUUGAGAAGUGGACAGAGUUCUUCUGGAAUCAGAAUAAGUUUUCUAAAAAAUUCACUUAACUGUUGGAUGCUAGUGCAUUUAAAUAGUUGCUUUCUGCAGCAUGUGACCUUGAGGUUUAAUCAUUACAAAAAAUUUUUUUUAAACAAGGUUUUAUAGAUAAGGCACAUUUUCAGUUUACAGUACACUUUGAUAAUCAUAUUGAUAGGAAAUAGAUGGAAUUUUCAUUUAAUGGCAAGAUUGGCAUUUUUAUAGCAUGUGGUUUUAAACGUCUUUGCUUUGAAAGUACUUUGUGAUUCCAUGGCAAAUUCCUGUUCUGCAAACCCGUUAUGCAUACAUUUACCAUAACAGCCAUUUCAGAUACGUUGCCUUACUUUGGUUGCAGUGAACCUAAUGUCUCACCUCUGUUUAAUAUUCUAAUGAUGAAGUUGGUGUAAAGUGUGUUUUGCAUAUUUUAAUUCAUAGUUGUUAAAUUAUUUAUCACAUCUCUUGUAAACUGUUUAAUUUAUUUUCGUGUCUGAUUCUCUUCUGUGUCAUUUUUGUGCCGCCAAAUGAUGGAAGCCUAUACUGUAAUCAUUCCCAUCAGAACUGUAUAAAAAUUUUCUUUACUGCUUGCAUGAGUAAAUGUGAAAUUUAAUUUCCUUGUAUGAUGGGCCUACUUCUUUGUUUAACUAGUUUUACUACUGUUCUGUAUGAAUGAACAGAACUUUGAUUUUUUUCUAAAUAAAUAACUACUAGUG